Chinchilla lanigera (long-tailed chinchilla) is the source of this 2538-nucleotide messenger RNA. It is a transcript of the gene Dnajb6, whose product is annotated as DnaJ (Hsp40) homolog, subfamily B, member 6. Gene Ontology annotation, biological process: positive regulation of proteasomal ubiquitin-dependent protein catabolic process; protein refolding. Gene Ontology annotation, cellular component: endoplasmic reticulum membrane; cytosol. The transcript has 11 exons. NCBI's taxonomy places the organism in Eukaryota, Metazoa, Chordata, Mammalia, Rodentia, Chinchillidae. The coding region runs from base 273 to 1253 and encodes 326 amino acids. The record is from RefSeq and is a predicted model, not a curated record. Gene Ontology annotation, molecular function: ATPase activator activity; Hsp70 protein binding.
CGCCGCCACCACCAGCGUAGCGUCCCGGAGCCGCGAGGGGCCCGGCCGCACACCUCCCUCAUUCUCGGCGCCGGUCGUCCGCGUCCUCGGAACACCCUGGGUGAAGAGUGUAGACCUGGUCCCAGUGCAUGCAGGUCCAUUUUCAUAUUUGUAAGACCUGGGAAAGAAUUUGGAAGAGCAGGACUGGACCUGAGGGAUUGGAAGUAGGAGAUUGUAAAUCUCCUACAAUUUGUAGCCAAUUAUACGGACUUGUUCCAGCACACUGUUAAAACAUGGUGGAUUACUAUGAAGUUCUAGGCGUGCAGAGACAUGCCUCCCCCGAGGACAUCAAGAAGGCGUACCGGAAACUGGCACUACAGUGGCACCCAGAUAAAAAUCCUGAGAAUAAAGAGGAAGCAGAGCGAAAAUUCAAACAAGUGGCUGAGGCGUAUGAGGUGUUAUCAGACGCUAAAAAACGGGACAUCUAUGACAAAUAUGGCAAAGAAGGAUUAAAUGGUGGAGGAGGAGGUGGACGUCACUUUGACAGUCCAUUUGAGUAUGGGUUCACAUUCCGGAACCCGGAGGAUGUCUUCAGGGAAUUUUUUGGUGGAAGGGACCCAUUUUCAUUCGACUUCUUUGAAGACCCAUUUGAAGACAUUUUUGGGAACCGAAGGGGUCCUCGAGGAAGCAGAAGCCGUGGUACAAGCUCUUUUUUCUCUGCCUUCAGUGGAUUUCCAUCCUUUGGAGGUGGAUUUUCUUCAUUUGAUACAGGAUUUACUUCAUUCGGGUCCCUAGGUCAUGGGGGCCUCACUUCAUUUUCAUCCACGUCAUUUGGCGGCAGUGGGAUGGGUAACUUCAAAUCUAUAUCAACUUCUACUAAAAUCGUUAAUGGUAGAAAAAUCACCACAAAGAGAAUUGUCGAGAAUGGUCAAGAGAGAGUAGAAGUUGAAGAAGAUGGACAGUUAAAGUCCUUAACGAUAAAUGGUGUGGCGGACGAGGAUGCCCUCGCCGAGGAGCGCAUGCGGAGAGGCCAGCAUGCCUUGCCGGCCCAGCCUUCCAGCUCCCACCCACCGAAGCCACCCCGUCCCACCCCGAUGGCUAGGUCCGCGCCACACUACGUGCUGGAGGAGGAUGAGGAGCCGGACAGGCCGCGGGUCCCCGGCAGCUGGGAUGCCCCCAUGAGCUCAGCAGGGUUUAAAGAAGGUGGCAAGAGGAAGAAGCAGAAGCAGAGAGAGGAGUCGAAGAAGAAGAAGCCGACCAAAGGGAACCACUAGGCUGGAGUUGCCCGGCAGACGCGGGUGGCCGGCCUGCGCUAGGUAGUGGCUACUUUCAGUGCUGUCCAGGGCCACCUCGUUUAGCAGGAUAUGGAUGUGUGCUCAUGGGUCAUAGGAUCAGGAGCCUCGAGAUAGGUGACACCAGGGGUGGCGUGGUAGACAUUUGGGGUACGCUCCACUUCCUGACUCCGCUUUUCCCUGGCACUAAAUCCGUCAGCGCUUUCCUCUAACUGUGAGCAGUCCGUCUCUUUCUUUUCAGCUUCACCAAUACCGAGCCUCUCCCCGAGGGCUUUGUAGCCAUGAGGGCACAGUAAGGGAUGGACAGGGAGUGGGCAUGGUCUGGAGGUGACGCUCCUUCUCUGCAGCGCCAGUGUUUGAAAUUAGAGUGCAGUUCAUUGCAGCGUAGCUGGAUACUGCGACUGCUCUCGGCUCCACGCUGUUGUCAGUUCAGAGCCCUCCGACCACACACAGACCAUCGUGAGUCACUGCAGAUGUAAAAGCAUUCCUUGUAUUUACUGCCCUAGUUCCAGUUCUCUCCAGAGAGUCCAAAGUCAGCUCCAUAUAUUGUUUAGUGUUUGCUAAAUCUUGUAGUUUGGAUUUUUUUUUUUAAAGUAAGAUAGGUUCUCAGCAAAACCGUUUCUGGCUUUUGCAGGUCAGGAUUAUCAUGCUGGGAAAAACCAGGCUGGUUACUUAAGCACAGCCUUGGACACACACAUGCGCGCACACACACACGCACACACAUGCACACACACACAAUCAGCUGUUGAGCUACAAGAUUGAACUAAACAUUUUAGUUUGCAAACAUUGGCCCUACAAAAGCCCCUUUAUUCCCUCAAGCUUCUGCCCGGCUGCCCGUGACCGGUCCACCUGCAUGAUGUGUUGCUUGUUAGCCUUUUGUUUUUGUUGAGCAGCAGGUAGGUUUCUGGUAUCCCUGAGUUCCGGCCCGCGUGUUCCUCCUGGGGAUGCUGCUUCCUCUGCCCUCUGGGAAGUGAGGGCACAGAAAAGAGCGUUGAUGUGGUUAAAAGUGCUGCAGUCGAACCCGGCAGCACUAAAGCCGGGAACACCUGGCGUAACCCAUGCGGCAUUGUCAGCUUGGAAGCCUGAGACGAGUACCUGUGGUUUCAAACUGGUCGUGCAGAUGUGCUGUUCAUUUGGUUUGGUGGGAGGUGGUGCGGGUGGCUGGGUGGAGAGUGAAUUGGAUUGACCGCUUAUUGUGGAAAUUGUCGCCCUGAGGUGUAAUGUGCUUUGAUGCUACCUACGUAAAUAAAAUGUGUGAUUGAGUCCA